Hemiscyllium ocellatum (epaulette shark) is the source of this 675-nucleotide messenger RNA. RefSeq names its product claudin-7-like. Bases 1 to 675 code for a protein of 224 amino acids. The record is from RefSeq and is a predicted model, not a curated record. Gene Ontology annotation, cellular component: bicellular tight junction; plasma membrane. Lineage: Eukaryota; Metazoa; Chordata; Chondrichthyes; Orectolobiformes; Hemiscylliidae. The transcript has 6 exons. Gene Ontology annotation, biological process: bicellular tight junction assembly; cell adhesion. Gene Ontology annotation, molecular function: structural molecule activity.
AUGGAAGAUGGACUGUUCCAUGUUCCGGAAGAGAAUGCAGGCAUAGCUGGGGCCCAUGGCUACACCUUUGAUCUGAAUUUGAAGGAGAAGUUCUUGAGGUCCAAUGAGUGGAGGAUCUCCAGCACAUCAACCACUCUCAUUACUGCCAUUUGGAUCUACGAUGGACUCUGGAAGGCAUGUACUCAAAAUGCUAUGGGGGUAGAACAGUGUAUCUACUACAAUUCUCUGCUCGCCUUACACCCACAUGUCCAAGCAUGUCGGGCACUCAUGAUCAUCGCCAUCGUUCUGGGAGUUUUUGGUACACUGAUAGCUCUGUUUGGCAUGAAAUGUAUCAAUAUUGGGAGCACGGAUGAGAAAACUAAAGGAAAGAUAGCCCUUUCUGGUGGUCUUGUCUUCAUUCUAUCAGGUAUUUGUGGAAUGGUUCCCAUUUCUUGGUAUGCUCACAGCAUCGUUACGGGGUUCUACAAUCCUGUCUACGCUGGAACAAAAUAUGAGCUGGGAUCUGCUCUCUACAUUGGGUGGGCUGGAGCAUGUCUCCUCAUCUUGGGAGGUGCAUUCUUGUGUUGUUCUUGUAAAAGAAAUGUGCAACCAAGUGGCUACAAAUAUUCUUCUGCCCAAAGUGGACAACGGAUCUACACAAAGACAGAGUCAGCUCAUUCAAAAGCUUACGUCUAA